AUAGAUCCAAUUCCUAUCACCACUAGCCACAACUAUCUGAUCAAGUUUUCAACCCAAUCUGUCAUCGGUCCUCACCUACUCCUCCAGCUAUAUAUAACCCGUGCUCCUCCCCCAAUUCUCCUCAGCUCUACUCCAAGAGCGCUCUACACACAAGUCCACAAUCUAUCUAAAACCCAAACGACAAAAAAGAAAAGGAAGGGUGCGCUGCGGAUCGUUCAUGGCGGCCGUUGCCAAGAUCGCCAUGGAGUGGCUCCAAGACCCUCUGAGCUGUGUGUUCCUGGUCACGCUGGCCGUGGUGCUCCUGCAGCUCCGUCGACGGGGCAAAGCGCCUCUGCCGCCUGGCCCGAAGCCGCUGCCGAUCGUGGGCAACAUGGCGAUGAUGGACCAGCUGACCCACCGCGGCCUGGCGGCGCUGGCCGACAAGUACGGCGGGCUGCUCCACCUCCGCCUUGGCCGGCUGCACGCGUUCGCCGUGUCCACGCCCGAGUACGCGCGCGAGGUGCUGCAGACGCAUGACGGCGUGUUCUCGAACCGCCCGGCGACCAUCGCCAUCGCGUACCUGACGUACGACCGCGCGGACAUGGCGUUCGCGCACUACGGGCCCUUCUGGCGCCAGAUGCGGAAGCUGUGCGUGAUGAAGCUCUUCAGCCGGCGGCGCGCCGAGACGUGGGUGGCCGUGCGCGACGAGUGCGCGGCGCUGGUCCGCGCCGUGGCGACGUCCGGCGGCGAGAAGGCGGUGAACCUGGGCGAGCUCAUCUUCACCCUGACCAAGAACGUGACGUUCCGGGCCGCGUUCGGCACCCGCGACGGCGAGGACCAGGAGGAGUUCAUCGCCAUCCUGCAGGAGUUCUCCAAGCUGUUCGGCGCCUUCAACAUCGGCGACUUCCUGCCGUGGCUGGGGUGGAUGGACCUGCAGGGGAUCAACCGCCGCCUCCGCGCCGCCCGCUCCGCGCUGGACCGCUUCAUCGACAAGAUCAUCGACGAGCACGUGAAGCGCGGCAAGAGCCCCGACGACGCCGACGCCGACAUGGUCGACGACAUGCUCGCCUUCUUCGCCGAGGCGAAGCCGGCCGCCGUGAACGGCGGCGCGGCCGCGAACGGCGACGACCUGCAGAACACGCUCCGCCUCACGCGCGACAACAUCAAGGCCAUCAUCAUGGACGUGAUGUUUGGCGGGACGGAGACGGUGGCGUCGGCGAUCGAGUGGGCGAUGGCGGAGAUGAUGCACAGCCCCGACGACCUCCGCCGCGUGCAGCAGGAGCUCGCCGACGUCGUUGGCCUGGACCGGAACGUGAACGAGUCGGACCUGGACAAGCUCCCCUUCCUCAAGUGCGUCAUCAAGGAGACGCUCCGUCUCCACCCGCCGAUCCCGCUGCUCCUCCACGAGACCGCCGACGACUGCGUCGUGGGCGGCGGCGGCGGCCGCCGCUACUCCGUGCCCAGGGGCUCCCGCGUCAUGAUCAACGUGUGGGCCAUCGGCCGCCACCGCGGGUCCUGGAAGGACGCCGACGUGUUCCGCCCGUCCCGGUUCACCCCCGACGGCGACGCCGCGGGGCUCGACUUCAAGGGCGGCUGCUUCGAGUUCCUGCCCUUCGGGUCCGGCCGCCGGUCCUGCCCCGGCACGGCGCUGGGCCUGUACGCGCUGGAGCUCGCCGUCGCCCAGCUCGCGCACGGCUUCAACUGGUCGCUGCCCGACGGGAUGAAGCCCUCGGAGCUGGACAUGAGCGACGUCUUCGGGCUCACCGCGCCGCGCGCCACAAGGCUCUACGCCGUGCCGACGCCCCGGCUCAACUGCCCCCUGUACUGAAAGCUGAAACUGAUGACGGCGUAUGCAUGUGUGUUUGGACUCUGGACUUUGGGGAAUGGGGUGUGGGGAGUUUAGAGGGCUUUCUCUGUCGUCUUUUUUUUAAUCUGUUUAUUAUAAUUUUCCGGACCCUUCAUUAAAAUUAAACCAUGCCUGAUCGAUGUUGUAGGUUAAUAAUAAGGGUAUUCUCAUGGCUAGCUGUGCAUGCCUAGGCAAGGAAGUAAAAUGAUCCAAGAUUCCAAGUUGUGGCUGUGUAAGAACUCAUCAAAUUGUUUUAAAACAUGCCAGUCACAGAUUCCAUGAACUUUCAUGCAUGUGAAAUGUCUUUGGCUCCUUUGUAGUACUGUAUAGACAAGUUAUGUAUGUCCGCAUCUCUUUUUAAUUUUACA
Messenger RNA from Sorghum bicolor (sorghum), 2193 nucleotides. RefSeq names its product cytochrome P450 84A1. Gene Ontology annotation, molecular function: heme binding; monooxygenase activity; oxidoreductase activity, acting on paired donors, with incorporation or reduction of molecular oxygen. The record is from RefSeq and is a predicted model, not a curated record. NCBI's taxonomy places the organism in Eukaryota, Viridiplantae, Streptophyta, Magnoliopsida, Poales, Poaceae. The coding region runs from base 218 to 1807 and encodes 529 amino acids. Gene Ontology annotation, biological process: lignin biosynthetic process. The transcript is spliced from 2 exons.